Messenger RNA from Physella acuta, 4005 nucleotides. RefSeq lists its product as uncharacterized. Gene Ontology annotation, biological process: protein phosphorylation. NCBI's taxonomy places the organism in Eukaryota, Metazoa, Mollusca, Gastropoda, Physidae. The record is from RefSeq and is a predicted model, not a curated record. Gene Ontology annotation, molecular function: protein kinase regulator activity; protein kinase activity; PDZ domain binding.
UGACAACAUUACAGUAUGUGUGUAGUUAUUACGUUGUGUUUUAUUUCCUCUGAAACAGAUGUGUAGACAUUGGAGUUCUUAUAUUAAUUAAAUCUUUCCAAUCUUAGAAUAUUGACAAUAAUAAAGGUAAUCAUGUUAAGUUAACAAUAUCAUGUUGCAUUAUAUUCUUCAUUAAAAAAGUAAUUAUUUUUUGUCGACAGUAUUUUUGCUUUGAGAGAAACCGGUUUUUGUUUUUACACUUAAAUUAAGGAUUGCAUCUAAUUACAUUACAUUAAUUACAAGUCAAUUGGUGAUUUUAUAAUGGGAGUAUUUUUGUCGAGGUUUGUUAAAGUUAGAACCAUUUUUGGAUUUAACCACAGAAGAAAUAAUACUACGCGAGAUGUUUACCGUGAAGGCUGGGAUGCUUUAAUGAAGGCAUCUAACGAUGGGAAUGAUGCGUUAGUUGCAAUUCUGCUCAGUCAGGGAAGUGAUGUUAAUUUGAAAAAUUAUGACGGAAAUGACGCAUUGAUGUUGGCAUCACGUAACGGGCAUGAAGCAUGUGUAGAAUUGCUGCUAAAUAAAGGAAGUGACGUUAAUAGAUGCAACAAACAAGGAUGGAAUUCUCUUCAUUUAGCCACCAUUAGAGGGAGCGAAAGGUGCGUUGAGCUACUUCUAUCCAAAGGGAGCUGUGUUAAUAUAGUUGAUAAAGAUGGGUUUGAUUCCUUGAUGCUGGCUUCCGCAAAAGGGUAUGAGAAAUGCGUUGAGCAGCUUCUAAAUAAAGGUAGUGAUGUGAACAGGACGGAUCAGAAAGGAUGGAAUGCCUUAAUGUUAGCCUCUAUGAAGGGUUAUGAUAAGUGUGCAGAUUUAUUAAUCAAGCAUGGAUCCGAUGUAAAUAAAUCAAAAUUGGAUAGGUGGGAUGCAUUAAUGCUAGCAUCCAGUAAUGGACAUGACAAAUGCGUAGAGUUGCUUCUUGAUGCUGGUUGUGAUGUGAACGAAAUCAAAUCAGACGGCUGGAAUGUUUUACUGCGAGCAUCAAGUAACGGGGACUAUAAAAUUGUUGAGUUGUUACUAAAUAGAGGAUGUGAUAUAAACACACUGGACCAGUUUGGAUGUGAUGCGCUAAUUCUAGCAUCACGUAAUGGGAAUGCGAAAUGCGUAGAAUAUCUUCUCGAUCAUGGGUGUGAUGGGAAUCAUAUUGUUCAAGAUGGAUGGGAUGCUUUGAUGUUUGCAGCUCACAAUGGGCAUGAAGAUUGUCUCAAGCUUCUAAUAGAUGCGGGUUGUUGUCUAAGUCGUAUUGACAGACACGGUAGGGAUUCCACAAAUCUAGCAGCACGCCAAGGACAUUUAAAGUGUGUCAACGUCCUGAUUAGUCACGUUAUUGAAAAGGCUCUAGAAGGAGCAAUUAAUACAAACACUGAAACACACGCUACUAAAACAUAUGUUCAUAAUCAGUUAACCCAAAGAGAAAAAUCCGUUAUAUACAACAAACUUUUCAUUUUCCUAAUGGAAGUCUUUUUUAGUGCAUUCGAGUGUGGUCAGGGAAAUGUAGUAGACAUUUUGCUGAAUUCGUUUCAUAGAAUAGCUGGUUAUUAUGAUCUAACAAAAGAGAUACAUAUUAUCCCACGGAUUUGUUGGUGCUUACAAGAAUGUCUGAAAUCCGAAUUGCAAAAACAAUCCUCCAGCACCGUUGUAUUUGCUAAUAUGAUGAAAGAAUUUCAAAAUGAAUUGAACGAGGACGACAGACGCAGGUUAAAUGACAUAGAAAGCUCGCUCUCAUCAUACGCACAAAUCGUGUCAAAUAAUCUUUUAAAUAAGAAAUCAAAAUGUCAGGAGCUGUUUGAAAAUUUGGAAACUACAACAAAGGAGUUCUUGUACAUGACAACUUUUGAACCGCUGCAUUUUUUCGUCUAUCAAAAAAGUGUAACUAAAUGUUACUGUGAAAUAGUCAACACGUUCCAUUAUAAGCAGGACACUUUCUUUUCUCUGCUGCUGGAUCUUAAUUAUCCAGAUAGAACUCUGAAUUGCUUAAGGAAAGCAAAUCUUCUGAAUAUAACCGUGUCACGAUUUUCAUUCCAUUUGGUUCGUGAUUCACUGCUUCUUCUAUGGGAAGGUUGCAAAUUAAGUUUGCCAUUCGCUACUCGAUUAGCGGAAUGUAAUUUUCUGGUGAUAAUCACAGACUAUUUUAAUUGUCACAAAAAUGUGCAGUGCAUGGAAUCAGAUUGGAUAACAGACGUCUUUUUAAACAUGUUAAAAUCGAUGGCAGCUAGAAGAGAAUUAAAAGAAUAUAUGAAGACUAGCAGGCCAGUACUUUUGAACAUUUCGUUUCAAAAUCCUUUAAUCUCGCUUAUGAUUACACUAUUGCUUUGGGCAGGCGAAGACAAUACCAUUACAGAAUUUUUCAAAGAUGCUGAUAAGAAUAAUAGAGAGAUGUUUAUUGAAAAUAUCAAAAGAACAGUACAGUUUGAUGGAAGUUAUUCUAGGGUUAUGCCUUUAAUAGAAACACUUACCAACAUGCUAAAACAAAAGGAGCGUUUUGAUACAAUGUUAGUUAUACGCGUCCUGAAGGAUUUGACAGAUACAGUUAACACUUUGCGCGAAAUCUUAAGCAAUGACAAAUUAGCAGAUGUUCUGAUGAAGCUCAACACUAACAAAAACGAGGACAUUUCUAAAGUUUUGAACACUAUACUUUGGAAAACUGGAAAUGCAACUGGGAUGUUACCAUUGAAACAAGAUAUUUUGGUCUCUGAAAACUUCCCAAAUCAAUUCAUAAUAAAAGAAGAAGCGUUGGGCGAAGGAGCAUUUGGCAGUGUACACCUAGUCACGGACCUUAACCGACCAGAUGAAGAAAAAUAUGUUGCAAAACGGUUAAAAAUUUCUGAUUUUAAAAAUAAGGACGUAUUUACUAAUGAAGCGAUGAUUCUCUUCAAGUUAAAACAUAACAGGAUUGUUGAAUUUCACGGAUUUCAAAAAUUAGAAGAUACCUUUCUGAUUUUCUUAGAAUAUUUAAAAAACGGAACACUGGCAUCUUUCGUCUCAAAAAACAUUAAAUUGGAAGAGCAGUUAACUCGACAUUUUACAAUACAAAUACUUCAAGGAGUGGAUUAUUUACACCAAAAUAAAAUCUUACAUAGAGACAUUAAAGGUAAUAACGUUCUAAUGGUAGACGACAUGAACAUAAAAAUAACAGAUUUUGGAAUCUCUGAAAUUAUUGACGGUAGUGGAGUGGAAACAGAGAAAGGAACAAUUCGGUAUAUGGCUCCAGAGGUGAUUUAUUCUGAAGGCGGCAAGAUCACAAACUACACUAGUAGGGCUGAUAUAUGGAGCGUUGGCUGUACAGUUGUAGAGAUGUUGACAGGAAAACCACCAAACUCGUCACUUCUGACGCCACAGAUUCCCGUACAGACUGUCGUGAUUGGUGCACCACCAAGAUAUCAACUGCCUCAAUCAUCUUCUAGUUUGGUACUAGCGUUUUUAGACAGGAUUUUUCAAAGAGAAUCUAAGCUUAGACCAACAGCUGAAUGGCUGUUAAAGAACGAUCCGUUUUUAGAAUAAAUUUGUUGGUUUUUGAACAAGCUGUUAGGAAAGUUCAAGUUGAUAUAGUAAAUAUUUUUAUUUAGAUAGAUUCUGAACAUCAAACAAACAGUUGUAAAGGGUUAGUUACCAUUAAGAAUUGGAUAGACAAAUAUGUUUUACAAUAAAUAAGAUAUAGAUGUGAGUGUUUGUGAUUUCAUAUUGUACAUGGCUUGAAAAAAAAAUGAAAAAAAAUGUGCAUUAGGCUGAAAUGUUAACCUCGUAUUGCAGUAAUUUAUAUACGUUUCAACCCACACGUUUUCAAUGCAUUUUCUUUCCUAAAUACAGCUUGAUAUAUUUGUUGAUUUGUAUCGUUUACAUUGCGUCUGUCUAUUUUGAAUUGACUAUUUUUAAAUUAAGCCUUUUCGGAACCAUCAUUUAAACUCAUUUUCAUAAUUAUGUGUUGAGUAUAAUUUGAAUAAAAUAAUUUUAUAAUUUUUUCAUGAAUUAAAAUAU